AUGAAGACGAUGCGUCAGAAAACUCCGCUGAAGAUAGCACCGAGGUCGGUCAUCAAAAGCCGUGGAAAUUCUGGCAACAGUUUGGUAAAAGAUCCUGUACAAGUUUACUGCCGGAUUCGUCCGCCGCCUUGCGAAUCCGAUCUUAUCUGUUUACGCGUCACCGAUGCUCAUACAGUCGUUUUGACGCCUCCGGAAAUAGCAAUUAACUACAAGGUGGCUAAUCUGAAGGAAACGCAGUACAUUUUUAAGCGCGUUUUCGACGACACUGUCCGUCAGCAUGCGGUGUACACGUCGGUCGCUCAACCGUUGGUAGAGUCGUUAAUUCGUGGCCGAAACGGGUUGCUGUUCACAUACGGCGUAACCGGGAGCGGCAAAACGUACACCAUGACCGGAGAUCUACAACAUCGUGGAAUCAUGCCGCGUUGCUUGGAUGCAUUAUUUCGCACUAUUGCUGAUUAUCAAGCGAAGAAGUACACAUUUAAAUCGGAUCGACUGAAUGGCUUCGAUAUUCUUACUGAGGCAGAGGUAUUGCUCGAACGGCAAACAGAAUUGAACGCGAAACUGACCAAAUCAUCAAGAAAGAAGGAUUUGGACCAAGAGGUGGCAUCACAGGCUUCGGUGGAACCAUCGGAAAUAAGCGGUAUCGAGGAGGAUAACAUCUACGCCGUAUUCAUAAACUAUGUGGAGGUGUAUAACAACUGUGUGUACGAUUUGCUGGAAGAAACCACUAUACAGAAAACGCUGCAAAGCAAAAUGGUCCGAGAAGACGCGCAUCAUAAUAUGUUUGUCCAUGGUGUAACGGAGGUAGAAGUGAAAUCGGUUGAAGAGGCACUGGAACUGUUCCAGAUUGGGCAAAAACGGAAGCGCAUGGGACACACGAUCCUUAAUGCGGAAUCGAGCCGUUCUCAUUCCGUUUUCACGAUUCGACUAGUUCAAGCCCCAAUCGACGUGCAGGGAGAGCACGUCGUGCAGGACCGUAACGCUAUCACCGUUAGUCAGCUUUCGUUGGUAGAUUUGGCGGGAAGUGAGCGAACAAAUCGAACCGGCAAUACGGGGCAACGGUUGCGCGAAGCGGGCAACAUCAACAAUAGUUUGAUGACGCUGCGAACUUGUUUGGAAAUUUUGCGCGAAAAUCAGCAGACUUCCGGUGGCAAGAAGGUACCUUACCGAGAUUCAAAAAUUACCCAUCUAUUCAAAAACUAUUUUGAUGGAGAGGGUCAGGUGCGCAUGAUUGUAUGCGUAAAUCCACGUGCAGAGGAUUACGACGAAACGGCGCAAGUUAUGAAGUUUGCCGAAAUGACUCAGGACGUACAAAUAGCGCGACCCACACCGAUUAAAAUUGACAUGGGUCUUACGCCGGGCCGUCGUAAAGCUAACCAGCUGGUCAAGUUAGCUCUUGCGGACAUGGCCGAAAGACACCAGCAACAUACACCAUACGCCGCCGACUCCAAUGUCGAUCGAAUGGAAUUCGAUCUUGGACUGGUGUACAGUUUAGAACCGUUCCUGUGUGAGAUGAAACUGGGCACACCGGAGAGCAACGAGCUCGUACGAAAGCUGUCCGAGGUGUUGGAAUUACGGAUUCAAAAGCGUAAACUGUUGGGCGAAGAUUUUAACGCUCGGCAAAACCGUUUCCGCAUGAAUUUGCAUAAACUGGAAAGCGAGAAUGUGUCGUUGCGCACCGAAAACGUUUCGUUUAAGGGUGUCCUUGCCCAGGGCAAGCAGAAAAUUACCGCACUAGAGAACAAGAUUGUGAUUUACGAGAGUUCGAUCGAUGAUUUGAAUCGCCGCAACCGUGUGUUGGAAGAACGAGUACGAGAGCUGCAGACGCAACUGAACCAGAAAACUCAGCUUGUCAGCCAGAAGGAACAGGAAAAGGAACGUCAGCGAAAGAAGUUCACCUCCAAAAUAGCAGUCGAAUCGGAAAAGAUGAACCGUGAACUGGAGAUAAAGCUGAUGGAGCAAAAGAAUAAACUGAAGGACGAAAUGCGUGACAAAGAGGAGCGGCUUCGAAUGGUUUCGGAGAUCAUUCAAGGAACACCGAUAGCGCGACCUCGUUCAAGUAGUGUAGACAAAGAUUUCCAGAAGCUAGAACUAACCCCCAAUGUAAAGUCACUCGUUUCUGCUUAUGUCACACCGCGAGUUUCCCGCCCCGGUACAGCAGUCGCAAAUAGUAGACAUCGUCGGUCUCGCUCAACUGGUGAACGCUGGCUGGAACAUCGUGCUGCCAAUCCCGUUCCUUUGGGAACCAUCCUGCAGCCGUACUAUAGCAACUCAAAAUCUGUUACCAAACUCACCGAUAAGGACAUCCUCGCGCAGAAGACUAACAAAUAUUGCUUGAUUUCGCAAGACGCCGACACUGAGGGUGAACUGGAAACAAAACUGUACAAGGGUGACGUUAUCCCGACCAGUGGCGGAGGAGCGCAGGUGGUCUUCAACGAUGUGGAGUUUCUGAAACAAUUCUCCCCCACGAAAACUCCCCCAAAUCGGAAACGCUCGAACAACUUCGUCACUCCUAGUGCUCCGCCUUUGAGCGAGAUACAGAACACCAAUUCAAAGUGCAGCACAGCUAUAGAGGGACAUGCGGAAGGGCAAAACAAGCGCUCAAGGCACUGA
This is a messenger RNA of Anopheles marshallii, 2613 nucleotides long. RefSeq names its product kinesin-like protein KIF23 (gene pav). Gene Ontology annotation, biological process: microtubule-based movement. Lineage: Eukaryota; Metazoa; Arthropoda; Insecta; Diptera; Culicidae. The transcript is spliced from 4 exons. Gene Ontology annotation, molecular function: ATP binding; microtubule binding; ATP hydrolysis activity. Gene Ontology annotation, cellular component: microtubule; nucleus; kinesin complex. The record is from RefSeq and is a predicted model, not a curated record. Bases 1 to 2613 code for a protein of 870 amino acids.